Procambarus clarkii (red swamp crayfish) is the source of this 2201-nucleotide messenger RNA. The record is from RefSeq and is a predicted model, not a curated record. NCBI's taxonomy places the organism in Eukaryota, Metazoa, Arthropoda, Malacostraca, Decapoda, Cambaridae.
CAUUCUACGCAGUCAAGAUAUUCCUGUGAAGUACACGGACGGGUCGAUAACGGAGUCCUGUACAAAGGCUUCGAGAGGGGUAAUGAACCCUUUCGUUAGGAAACACUCGGCAGAGAACUCGCAAAUAUCUCUCGUCUUUCUCCUCAAAGUAAUGAGAUACUGGCUAUUGUAUAGAGGUCUCAAAGAGAACCUGAACGUAUCUCUUUACUGGCCUCCCAGCCCACCUAGAGGCACCUACCGACCUCCCAACCCACCUGGAGGCACCUACCGACCUCCCAGCCCACCUGGAGACACCUACCGACCUCCCACCUGGAGACACCUACCGACCUCCCAACCCACCUGGAGACACCUACCGACCUCCCAACCCACCUGGAGGCACCUACCGACCUCCCAGCCCACCUGGAGACACCUACCGACCUCCCACCUGGAGACACCUACCGACCUCCCAACCCACCUGGAGACACCUACCGACCUCCCAACCCACCUGGAGGCACCUACCGACCUCCCAGCCCACCUGGAGACACCUACCGACCUCCCAGACCACCUGGAGGCACCUACCGACCUCCCAGCCCACCUGGAGGCACCUACCGACCUCCCAGACCACCUGGAGGCACCUACCGACCUCCCAGCCCACCUGGAGGCACCUACCGACCUCCCAGCCCACCUGGAGGCACCUACCGACCUCCCAGCCCACCUGGAGGCACCUACCGACCUCCCAGCCCACCUGGAGACACCUACCGACCUCCCAGACCACCUGGAGGCACCUACCGACCUCCCAGCCCACCUGGAGGCACCUACCGACGUCCCAGCCCACCUGGAGGCACCUACCGACGUCCCAGCCCACCUGGAGGCACCUACCGACCUCCCAGACCACCUGGAGGCACCUACCGACCUCCCAGCCCACCUGGAGGCACCUACCGACCUCCCAGCCCACCUGGAGACACCUACCGACCUCCCGGAUCACCUGGAGGCACCUACCGACCUCCCAGACCACCUGGAGGCACCUACCGACCUCCCGGACCACCUGGAGGCACCUACCGACCUCCCAGACCACCUGGAGGCACCUACCGACCUCCCAGCCCACCUGGAGACACCUACUGACCUCCCGGACCACCUGGAGGCACCUACCGACCUCCCAGACCACCUGGAGGCACCUACCGACCUCCCGGACCACCUGGAGACACCUACCGACCUCCCGGACCACCUGGAGGCACCUACCGACCUCCCAGCCCACCUGGAGGCACCUACCGACCUCCCGGACCACCUGGAGGCACCUACCGACCUCCCAGCCCACCUGGAGACACCUACCGACCUCCCGGACCACCUGGAGGCACCUACCGACCUCCCAGCCCACCUGGAGACACCUACCGACCUCCCAGCCCACCUGGAGGCACCUACCGACCUCCCAGACCACCUGGAGGCACCUACCGACCUCCCAGACCACCUGGAGGCACCUACCGACCUCCCAGCCCACCUGGAGACACCUACCGACCUCCCACCUGGAGACACCUACCGACCUCCCAGACCACCUGGAGGCACCUACCGACCUCCCAGCCCACCUGGAGGCACCUACCGACCUCCCAGCCCACCUAGAGGCACCUACCGACCUCCCAGCCCACCUGGAGGCACCUACCGACCUCCCAGACCACCUGGAGGCACCUACCGACGUCCCAGCCCACCUGGAGGCACCUACCGACGUCCCAGCCCACCUGGAGGCACCUACCGACCUCCCAGCCCACCUGGAGGCACCUACCGACCUCACAGCCCACCUGGAGGCACCUACCGACGUCCCAGCCCACCUGGAGGCACCUACCGACCUCCCAGCCCACCUAGAGGCACCUACCGACGUCCCAGCCCACCUGGAGGCACCUACCGACCUCCCAGCCCACCUGGAGGCACCUACCGACCUCCCAGCCCACCUAGAGGCACCUACCGACCUCCCAACCCACCUGGAGGCACCUACCGACCUCCCAGCCCACCUAGAGGCACCUACCGACCUCCCAGACCACCUGGAGGCACCUACCGACCUCCCAGCCCACCUGGAGGCACCUACCGACCUCCCAGCCCACCUGGAGGCACCUACCGACCUCCCAACCCACCUGGAGGCACCUACCGACCUCCCAGCCCACCUAGAGGCACCUACCGACGUCCCAGCCCACCUGGAGGCACCUACCGACCUCCCAGCCCACCUGGAGGUGGAG